Molecule: messenger RNA, 528 nt
Organism: Schistosoma intercalatum
Lineage: Eukaryota; Metazoa; Platyhelminthes; Trematoda; Strigeidida; Schistosomatidae
Source: the annotation of a GenBank genome assembly
AUGGACAAGGAGCCAGAACAAGCUAGUUUAAAAGCAAAGCAACUUUUUCAAAUUACUAAAGGACGCCGAAUUAUUGUGGACUCUUCUUUGCCUUCCGGAGAUGGUACUUCAUUAUCAACGUCUAAAUGGCAAGGUGGAAGUGAGUCAGCUGUAUUCAAUCAAUUGGAAUCAAUUGCUCGUAGUCCAGAGCCUCGUACACCAUUUUUAAAUGCACAACUAACUCGUGCAUUGAAUCCGAAACUUGUUAAGGAUGAUUUUUUACCAAGUCGUGUAAAUUGGGUUGUACAAAGUUCUGCUGUUGAUUAUUUACAUUGUAUGCUUGUUUUAAUGCGUUGGCUUAUAAAUAAAUUUAAAAUUCCUGCACGUUUAUGUAUAAGUAUUCAUGAUGAAUUGCGAUAUAUUUGUCCAAAAUCACAUAUGUAUCAAGUUGCAUUAGCUUUGCAAGUCAGUUUAGCUAUUAUUAUUACUAUUAUUACUAUUAUUACUAUUAUUAUUAUUAUUAUUAUUAUUAUUAUUAUCGGUGUUUAG